This is a messenger RNA of Vigna radiata var. radiata (mung bean), 3764 nucleotides long. Its product is annotated as probable receptor-like protein kinase At5g24010. Gene Ontology annotation, cellular component: plasma membrane; plasmodesma. Bases 1021 to 3495 code for a protein of 824 amino acids. Gene Ontology annotation, biological process: protein autophosphorylation. Gene Ontology annotation, molecular function: transmembrane receptor protein tyrosine kinase activity; ATP binding. NCBI's taxonomy places the organism in Eukaryota, Viridiplantae, Streptophyta, Magnoliopsida, Fabales, Fabaceae. The transcript is spliced from 2 exons. The record is from RefSeq and is a predicted model, not a curated record.
ACGCGUGCAAACUAUAUGUGGUUGCCAAUUAGAGAUUUCAGUCUGAAACCUACAUGAUCUGAUGACCCCUUAUCAACAAAUUUGUCAAAUACCUAUCUUUUCACCCUACUUGAACCCAAGGUGUUUGAAAAAAAGGCAUACAUAUAAUUGUUUAUGCAGUUUUUCAUGCCACAAAAUCUGAUAACGAAUUGGAAGAUACCUGGAGAGAGAUAGAGAGAGAGAGAGAGAGAGCUAUUUGAGGAAAGGAAAUCAAAAUCUGUCUCAGAGAGCCUUGUUUCCUUCUUUCGAAAUUUAGGCCUGCAUAUACAAAUCUUAGAUUACAUGCAUUUUAUAUAAACGAUGGAAGACGAUGCUACACUUACUUUUGUCGUUUUUAUAGAUUUUUUUGCCAUGUAAAACUGUAUUUGCUUGUAACCUUUUAAAAGUAUCUCCUAUAAGUUACUAAAAGUAUUCAUUAACUUUUUGUUCCAACAGUUGCUUGUUUAACUUACCUCUAAACGUUUUUCACUCAUUAAAUUUUUCUUUAGCGCUACCAUGUCACAGCUAUGUUCACUACAGGUAAUUCUGUUCCCACAUCAAUAUUCGAAUUUGUGCCCAGAAGUUUAGAUGAAACAACAUGUAUCAGUGUUUUAGAACUGCAUGCGACUAACAUUGUAAUUCGUUAAAAUCAACAGUUAUAUGAAGUGGAGCGCUGAGAAAACUAAUGCAGAUUUGUGAGAAAUGUCCAAAAAUGUUGAGUUUCAAAUCAACUAACCAUAAAAAGCAAAUGCAAGAGUAGGUGUUAUCCUUUGACUUGUGCUUACCAAAUUCAUGUACUAUAUAUUAUAUCUUCCUUCUCAAAUCUUCGCUGGGACUUCAGUCACUGUCUCUCUGUGUGUCUGUUGUCUUCUUGUUGCAGUUCUGUCCACGCAUCACACUUCCCUUUUGCAUCCUCAAACUUGAUACUACUCAUGGCAUGUGUUUUCCUCAGCGUGAUACACUCUUGAAGGAAUCGAAAGGCCAAAAUCAAAACUUUCUUCAAUGAACACCUUAUUCCUCAUACCCUCUAUCCUUCUCCUUCUCCUUCUCACACCCUUCUCAGUUUCAUUCUCCCCCACAGAUAACUUCCUUCUCAGUUGUGGAUCACACAACAAUGUUUCCCUCUUCAACAGAGUCUUCACGGGCGAUUCCACCAACCCAAGUUCCAAUUUUCUCUCUUCAGGUGAUUCUGUUUCACUCGCAUAUCAAAAGCCACCUCAGAAUUUGCCCACUUUGUACCACACAGCAAGAGUUUUCAGCAGAGGUGGGAGCUACAGGUUCAAUAUGAAGAAAAACGGCACCCACUUUGUUCGUUUUCAUUUCUCCCCCUUCAAGGCUCAAAGUUUUGAUCUAAAAUCAGCAAACUUUAGUGUCUUUGUUAAUGGGGCUUCGGUGCUGAGCAAUUUCCAGCCACCUAAUGAUGUUCUUCUCAAAGAGUUCAUUCUAAACAUAGAGUCAAACAUUCUUGAGAUUUUGUUUAGGCCUGUUGCUGACUCAGGUUUUGCCUUUGUCAAUGCUUUGGAGGUGUUUACUGCCCCUGUGGAUUUUAUCAUAGAUUUUGGAGCCAGGGCAGUUGGUCCUUCUGGGGUGGAAGAGUACCGAAACCUUUCAUCUAUGGUUUUGGAAACUGUUCAUAGGAUCAAUGUUGGGGGUUUGAAAAUAACUCCUUUCAAUGACACCCUUUGGAGGACUUGGAUUCCUGAUGAGGAUUAUUUGGUGUUUAAGGGUGCAGCAAAGCCUGCAGUGAGCACUCACAUACCAAAUUACCAGAAGGGAGGUGCAACUAGAGAGAUUGCACCUGAAAAUGUUUACAUGACUGCUCAGCAGAUGAAUAGGGAAAACUCAAGUUUGGCUUCUAGGUUCAACAUAACCUGGAACUUCCCUGUGUCUCCUGGUGGUGUUCCACACUUGGUUCGAUUGCAUUUCUGCGAUAUUGUUAGUCCUGCUCUCAACUUGCUCUACUUUGAUGUGUACAUCAAUGGGUACAUUGCAUACAAGGAUCUUGAUUUGUCAGCGCUUACCAUCCACACUCUUGCAUCACCUGUCUAUGUGGAUUUUGUUACAAAUUCAGAUGACUCGGGUUUUGUUCAAGUGAGUGUUGGUCCUUCUGAGCUAAGCAGUUCCAUAAGGAUGAAUGCAAUAUUGAAUGGUGCAGAGAUAAUGGAGAUGCUCAAUGAUGUCCGUACUAAAGUUGUGCAUAGGAGGAAGAAUUUGUGGGUGUUGGUGGGUUCAGUUGUUGGAGGAAUUGCUGUCUUUUUUUUAGUUGUAACUGCUUUUCUACUUGGUACCAAAUGCAGGAACAAGAAACCAAAACAAAGGACAUUGGAAAGUGUUGGAUGGACACCUUUAAGCAUGUUUGGAGGGAGUUCACUCAGUAGAAGCUCCGAGCCUGGUUCACACGGACUUCUUGGCUUGAAGAUUCCUUUUGCUGAAAUAAAAUCGGCAACAAACAACUUCGAUAGAAAUUUGAUUAUAGGGUCUGGUGGGUUUGGUAUGGUCUACAAAGGAGUGUUCAGAGACAAUACGAAGGUUGCUGUCAAGAGAGGCAUGCCAGGGUCCAGACAAGGCCUUCCCGAGUUCCAAACUGAGAUAACUGUUUUGUCCAAAAUUCGCCAUCGCCACCUUGUUUCACUGGUUGGUUUCUGUGAAGAAAAUUCAGAAAUGAUACUUGUCUAUGAGUAUGUUGAAAAGGGUCCGCUGAAGAAGCAUUUAUAUGGCUCAUCACGACAAACACCUCUCUCUUGGAAGCAGCGUCUUGAAAUAUGCAUUGGUGCAGCCAGAGGUCUUCACUAUCUUCACACUGGCUUUGCUCAAGGAAUCAUCCACCGUGACAUUAAAUCAACCAACAUAUUGCUUGAUGAAGACUACGUGGCCAAGGUUGCUGACUUUGGUCUUUCAAGGUCAGGACCAUGCAUCGAUGAAACACAUGUGAGUACUAAUGUGAAAGGUAGUUUUGGUUAUCUUGAUCCUGAGUAUUACCGGAGACAGCAGCUUACGGAUAAGUCAGAUGUUUAUUCAUUUGGUGUAGUGCUUUUUGAGGUUCUUUGUGGCAGACCUGCUGUUGAUCCACAAUUAGCAAGAGAACAGGUCAAUUUGGCAGAAUGGGCACUUGAAUGGCUGAAGAAAGGCAUGCUGGACAAAAUUGUUGACCCCCAUCUUGUUGGACAAAUCCAACAAGAAUCCUUAAAAAAAUUUUGUGAAACUGCAGAGAAGUGUUUGUCUGAGUAUGGAGUCGAUAGACCAGCUAUGGGUGAUGUCUUAUGGAAUUUGGAGCAUGCACUUCAGCUCCAAGAAAGUGGACAACAAAGGGAACCACAUGCCAACAGCAGUGCUAGUGAAGCUGCAAGUUUGACCAGUACAGUUAUUCCUGGAAAUCCUUCUACCAACACAGGAGCAGAGAGGGAUUAUGAUAAUUUUUCUUCUGAUGUUAGUACUAGCCAAGUGUUUUCCCAGCUAAUGAACAACGAAGGUAGAUAGGUGUAUGGUGCAAAUAUAAGCAAGAGGUAUUAUAGCAGUACCCUAAGGUUGCAUACUUUUUUGUUUUCUGUCAAGUUUUCUUUUGAAAAAAAUUGCACCAAAACCAAUUAGCAAGAUUUAUUCAUGGAAGGCUCCUUAUAUAGCACUAGUUCAUUCAUAUUUUCUUACAAAUGUUGGAAUAUCUUCUUGUCUGAUAUUUAGAGAUUGCUUAAAAUUUUUGUAGUAUAAAUUAUUCAUUAAUUUUAUACAGCAAUUCUGUCUUUGUUCUA